Molecule: messenger RNA, 264 nt
Organism: Elephantulus edwardii (Cape elephant shrew)
Lineage: Eukaryota; Metazoa; Chordata; Mammalia; Macroscelidea; Macroscelididae
Gene: COXFA4L2
Product: NADH dehydrogenase (ubiquinone) 1 alpha subcomplex, 4-like 2
Exons: 4
Coding region: 1-264 (87 amino acids)
Source: RefSeq, a predicted model, not a curated record
AUGGCAGGAACCAGUCUGGGGGCUUUCCUCUACCGACAGGUUAAGAAAAAUCCGGGGCUUAUCCCCAUGAUUGGCUUCAUCUGCCUGGGUAUGGGCAGCGCCGGACUUUACCUGCUGCGACUUGCCUUGCGCAGCCCAGAUGUUUGCUGGGAUCGAAAGAACAACCCAGAGCCCUGGAACCGCUUGAGCCCUAAUGACCAAUACAAGUUCCUCGCAGUUUCAACAGACUAUAAGAAACUGAAGAAGGACCGACCAGAUUUCUAA